This is a messenger RNA of Macadamia integrifolia, 1013 nucleotides long. RefSeq names its product protein PLANT CADMIUM RESISTANCE 2-like. The record is from RefSeq and is a predicted model, not a curated record. Lineage: Eukaryota; Viridiplantae; Streptophyta; Magnoliopsida; Proteales; Proteaceae. The coding region runs from base 225 to 836 and encodes 203 amino acids. The transcript has 3 exons.
GACUCUCUCUCUCUCUAAAAUAAUCUCUUCUUUCUUAGAUAGCCCAAACCCACGCUCCAACCCAGCGGUAUCCAUUCUCUCUCUCUCUCUAAAUCUCCUUCUUAAACAACCCAAAUCCCAAGCUCCACCCUAUCAAUAUCGUCAUCCACAGACCAUUCUCUCUCUCUCUCUCUCUCUCUCUCUCUCUCCAAAACAGAGUCCAAGCUAGAGAAGCAGCUAGUAUAAUGGAAAGAUCAGAACUGAACAUGUAUUCCUCUGACAGAAGUGUUCACCAGAAGUUCACCCCAGCACCACCUCCACCAAUAUUCAGUACACCUCCGGCCACCGGAAUUCCGGCAAGUUCAACAAACCAGUUAUACAGUUGGAGUGGUACUACUCCCACCACUGCCCUUCCACCUCCUCGUCCUCAAACUCCAGUUCCUUGGUCUAACGGCCUCUGCGACUGUGGUUCUGAUCUUAAGAACUGUUGCAUUACAUGUUGGUGUCCAUGUAUUACCUUCGGCCAAAUCUCCGAAAUCAUCGAUAAAGGAUCUAGUUCUUGUGGAGCAAAUGGAGCACUCUAUGCAUUGAUCUUUUGUUUGACUGGUUGCCAGUGUUGCUUCUCAUGUUUCUAUAGGUCUAAGAUGAGGCAACAGUAUAAUCUUGAAAAGAGUCCCUGUGGGGAUUGCCUAGUUCAUUGUUGCUGUGAGGUCUGUGCUUUGUGCCAAGAGUAUAAAGAGCUAGAAAAUCAAGGAUUUGACAUGAAAAUAGGAUGGCAUGGUAAUGUGGAAAGGCAGAACCGUGGAGUAGCAAUGACUCCAAUUGCGCAAGAAAGCAUGACCAGACAGAUUGAUUGAGGAAGAUUAUCUGGUUAUGGUGGUGUUUGGAUCUGAGAAAUGAAAGAUGAAUAUGGACUAUAUAUGUAGAAGAGAUGAAGGUGAUCUUAGAUUGUAAUUGUUGAUGAUUAUAAUUAAACAACAUCUCCUAUCAUAUUUUUGGUAGAAACUCAAUAUAAGAGUUUGUGUUUAUACCAA